Fonsecaea pedrosoi CBS 271.37 is the source of this 306-nucleotide messenger RNA. RefSeq lists its product as uncharacterized. The coding region runs from base 1 to 306 and encodes 101 amino acids. Lineage: Eukaryota; Fungi; Ascomycota; Eurotiomycetes; Chaetothyriales; Herpotrichiellaceae. The transcript has 3 exons. The record is from RefSeq and is a predicted model, not a curated record. Gene Ontology annotation, cellular component: extracellular region.
AUGCGCUUCACCACACUCGCCAUCGCCCUCGCCGCCGGCGCCACCACCGCUCUGGCCUCGGCCAUCCCGGGCAAAAGCGCCCUCGUCGACCGCCAGGUGACGCUGUGCACCGGCGCCGACAGCUCGGCCGUGUGCUGCGCGACCGAUGUGCUGGGUGUUGCCGACUUGGACUGUGCGCCACCUCCUACGGCGCCCACCAGCACCGACGACUUUGGGAGCAUCUGCGCCUCGAUCGGCCAGCGCGCACGGUGCUGUUUGUUGCCUAUUCUCGGACAAGGCCUGAUCUGCACAUCUCCAGGGAAAUAG